AUGUAUCAACAUGCUUAAAACAAGUAACAUUAACAAAACUAGAUUAUGGUCAUAUAGUAGUAGCACAAAUAUAAUUAGUACUAGCAACAGUAGUAAAAUUUUUAUCACAUGAGUCAACCGCACUCGCAUUCAAGCUCAAUUCAUUUAAGUACUUUUAACAACCAUUUAAACAAUAAUGCGAGCAAUAUUAACAACUAAAAUGCUUUGAAUAUGAAUCACAGUAACAAUCAUCACCAAAAUAAUAAAUAUAACAAAACAUAAAAGUAGGAUAAUUAACAAAAUGCUAAAUCAAGUGACACAACUCCAAAAUAAUUUGUUUCAGAAAUAGAAAAAAAGCUUCUGCAUUACAUUCCUAGCUUAAUUCAUGAUUUAAGGAAUCCUCUUUAAUAGCUUGUAGCGUGUAUUGAGCUUUACAAAUAAUAAUUAAAUUAAAUGUAGAAUCCGCUUUAUGAAAUUCUUUUACACAGUGUAACUCAUAUGAAUGAAUUAAUUACAAAAUCUCUGACUACCUUUAAAAAGAUCACAGAGCGCUAGGAUGACGGUUAAAUUUGCGAGUUUUAGUAUAAUAGCAUAGACAUAAGCAAAUAUUUAGAGGAAUUUUGGACAAACAAUCUGGCCAUAGCUGAAUAAAAAUCCAAUGUAGAUUAUUAAAUUUUAGUGUAAUCAACCCUUCCUCAUUAUGUAAAUAUACCUAAAUUAGAAGUUACUCAAGUUAUUUAGAAUCUCUUUUCAAAUGCUACUAAAUUUACAGAAAAGGGUUCUAUUAAGUUAAUUGUUAGCUUUCAUGAAAUGCCUGAAGAUGAUAAUAUAUAUUGCAAUUCAGGAUAGUAAGACAAUUCUACCACUCCUGCUAAUUAACAUGAAGAAAUCCAAACAAGCUGUAAAAAAGCUCAUAUUGAGCAUGGUUAAAUCAACAAACAUUUAGAUUGUGGAAAAGAAAGCAGUCCUUUAGAUUAAGAUGUAUCAAUAGCUAUCGAAGGGUAAUAAAAAUCACAUUUCCAGUAGUAAAACUAAAUCGAUUUCUAAGAUUAAAACGAAGUUAGGCAGAUAGCUAUGUCAUUAGGAAAUAGAGCAAGUGUCAAUAAUGCUCCAAGUCAACAGCCUUAAUUUUGCAGCGCUACACACAUACCAAACUUAAAAAGUAAGGAAAUGCGUUUCGCUAUGCUUUAGUAAAAGCUGUAAAGCAUUACUUACUAAUUUGAUAAAUUAAAAUAUUCUCAAUAGUAAGACAAUGAUUAUCAGCUAAACACAGAAGAAGAUGUAGAAGAGGACUAUUCGGAGUCUGAAAACAAUUUGCAAAAUGCUCAUUUUGCUCAUUCUUACUCAAAUAACCAAAAAAGCAUGGAUGAGUACUAUGAGUAUUUCUAGAAUAAUAGCUUAAACCCUCAUAAUUAACAUAAUAAAUUAAAUUACAACGGACAUCAAAAGAAAAAAUUAUUCAGCUAGUACAAUUUUUCUACUUAGUCACAUUUAAAUUCACUUUAGCCUAGCAAGCAAUCAAAUAAUAACAAUACUAAUAAUAAUGGUUCAACUCCAAAUAACUAAAAUGCAAAUACAAUCGGACAGGACAAUAACUCAAACAACAUACACUCAUUUAAUUAGAUAGAAAACAGUAAUACCUCAUCUACCUCCCGCAGUUGUCACAAUUCUACACCUCCUACAUUUUAGAUUCACACCUUUUCAGACAUUCAAAACCCAAGAAGUUCUAAUUAGUAGCAUUCAAAUAUGAUAAAGUCGCAAUAGCUCACAUCUUCCUCUAAGUAGAAUGCAGGCGAAAAUGGUAUUGCUGGAAUUGAUCAAGGUAAACAAUAUCAUACCCCAUAAAUGAACUCGAAAAAUGACUUUUAUUCUUUGAGAAAUUAAGUAUUUAAUCAGAAAAGCUAACAAAAUAUGAGAGAGUAAAAAGCAGCUUAGUCCUAAAUUACUCAGUAACUUGUAAAAGAAUUAAAAAACAAGAAUUUUUUGAUUGAAUGUCCUUCUCCGGAAACAACAAGCAUGAAUUCGCAGUCUAAAAAUGAAUUCCAAGCUAGAGACAAUAUGAAUUCAUUUUACUCUGAUGUUAAUCCCGAAGUCAAAAAUCUACCUGGAUCAGCUGAUUUGGAGGGAUAAAAAUCUAUGAAAUUAUCUGCCGUAAUGAAACAGCAAUAAAUGAAUAAGUAAAAUAAAGUUAUAGGUUAGGGAUGCAUCUAAAAUUCCUACUACUACAAUUAUUAAUAGAAGUAAACGUCAUAGUCUAGUGGAGAUCUCAGAUCUGUUAAAAAUCAGUUUUUUGUAGGUCCUAUCCGUAACCCUGCAUUAAUUCAAUCAAAAUAAUAGAAAUCAAUAGAGCAGUAGCAAGAAGAUCAAAUAAAUAGCUAGCAGAAUCAUAAUAAAUCUAAUCAUUCUCAAAACUAUGAAAAGCUUCCAAAUAAUAAAGAAUAUUGCUAAAUUUUCUCGAAAAGAAAAUCAUAAAUCCAUCCUUCAAUUAGGGAUUUAGUUUUUAAUAGAAAUAAUAUUCGUAAUUUUCAAAUACGCCAAGUUGCAAAGAUUUAAGGCUAUUUGAAAUUUGAGAUUUUAGAUACUGGAAAGGGAAUGGAUGAGAAUGAGCAAAAAAAGAUAUUUGAUAUUUACUAAUAAGCAAAUAAUUCUAUAAAGGAGCACUACGGUGGCUCUGGAAUUGGAUUAUACUCUGCAAAGAAUAUAGCUAACCAGCUGAAUGGAGAUAUAUUCUGCCACUCUCAAAAAGGAGUUGGCUCAGCAUUUAUAUUCUACAUGCCUUGUACUGCCACAUACAAAACUGAAUCGAACGAAGAAGAUUCUAUAGACCAAUUUCAAUUUGAAAAAAUAAAAAAUCAAAACUCUUCAUAAAAAAACUAGAUGUAUGGUGGUAAUGGUGAUUAUUAACAUUUUUAGGAUAAAACUUAGCUUAACAUAAUAAAAACUACUUCACAAACUGAAAAACCAGCUUACUCCAAUUAAUUUAAUCUAAGCAACGGGUAACUAAAAUCAAACUAAGAUAAGCAGCAGCAGCUGCAAAUUUCAUAAAUUAAGCAAGGACUUAAAAUAGCUGAUUCAUUUAAUUAAAAUCUAGAUCAGUAAAAUAAAUUAGUGCUCACAAAGUAAUAGUAGACUAAAUUAAAUAAAUCUCCGUCUGAUAAGAAAGAAGAAGAAAUUAAAAUUUUGAUUUCCAAGUUAGAGGAAAGGAAAAAAAAGAUUAGAGUAAUAUACAUAGAUGACAGCCAAUUCUUAUUGUAAGCUAUGGAAAAAAUGCUAUCCAAAAUAAAGUGCGUCGAAUUAAUUAUAGAAUAAAAUCCAUUAAAGGCCCUUCAAAUUAUAAAACAAAACCCACAAAAAUUUGACAUAGCACUCAUAGAUCAUGAAAUGCCUGAGUUAAAUGGAAAGAAGCUAGCUUCUGAGAUAAAAUUGAUUAAUAGCAGUAUAAAACUCAUUUGUCACUCUGGAUACGAUGCUACCAGUGAAUUUACAUAAGAAUGCAUUCAAAGUGGCUUUUCUUACUUCUUGUAAAAGCCUUCUUACUUAGAAAACAUCGUUGUCCUUUUUUGCAAAAUUUUAAACAUAGAUUUCCAAAAUUUAAAAUAAAUUAACACAUCUCUUCAGCCUUUAAAUAUUCUGACAAAUAACUGA
Tetrahymena thermophila SB210 is the source of this 3624-nucleotide messenger RNA. RefSeq names its product ATPase, histidine kinase-, DNA gyrase B. The record is from RefSeq and is a predicted model, not a curated record. Gene Ontology annotation, molecular function: phosphorelay sensor kinase activity; histidine phosphotransfer kinase activity. Gene Ontology annotation, biological process: phosphorelay signal transduction system; protein autophosphorylation. Lineage: Eukaryota; Ciliophora; Oligohymenophorea; Hymenostomatida; Tetrahymenidae. The transcript has a single exon.